Pelobates cultripes (western spadefoot toad) is the source of this 585-nucleotide messenger RNA. The record is from the annotation of a GenBank genome assembly. NCBI's taxonomy places the organism in Eukaryota, Metazoa, Chordata, Amphibia, Anura, Pelobatidae.
AUGCGCCACUUCACACCGACACCUUCGCCACGAUUCCCGAUUACUCAUAACCCGAGAUUUCCAGCAGGCAGGGACAUCAGGAAUAUGAGUAAGACCAUACCUAACCCGGGCGACGGAAAUAUAACACUACGAGACCUAGUCACUAGGGACGGACUAUUACCACUGACUGACCUUGCGGACACACACUAUCCAACCAUGACUCAAACAUUCCAAUAUCAUCAGCUAAAACAUUUUUUACAUAAAGAAGGACUCUUACACUGGCAGCCAAGAGAAGAGACCCAAUUUGAAAAACUCUGCUCCACGCCGCCGAAAACCAAAAUAGUAUCUAAGUGUUAUCAACUAAUCCAAGAAUGUACGAACAACUCUCUCCCGUGGUUCACUGCAAAACACCAACAAUGGUUGUCAACCCCGUGGGAAGAAAAAAAAUGGCAUACUACCUUCACUAAAAUGAUGAAAUCACACUCUAGCAUAACAAUACAAGAACCAAAUUUUAAAUUUCUUUCCCACUGGUAUAUAACACCUGUAGACGCCAACAAAUACGAUACCAAUACCUCACCGCUAUGUUGGAGGUGUCUGCAAGAAUGA